Diaporthe citri is the source of this 624-nucleotide messenger RNA. RefSeq lists its product as uncharacterized. Bases 1 to 624 code for a protein of 207 amino acids. The record is from RefSeq and is a predicted model, not a curated record. The transcript has 3 exons. NCBI's taxonomy places the organism in Eukaryota, Fungi, Ascomycota, Sordariomycetes, Diaporthales, Diaporthaceae.
AUGGUCGGCGUGUGUGUAUGCUACGGAAUAGCCUCGGUCUUCGCCACCAUCUUCUUUUGCGUUCCCGUCUCGGGAUUCUGGAACCCUUCGCCAACCGACAAGUGCAUCAGCAAGCAAGGUCUUUGGCUCACCCACUCGGCCAUCAACGUCGUCACCGAUGUCAUUAUCUUCCUCAUACCCGUGAAGACGGUCCUCAAGUUGAACAUGAACAUGAGACAGAAAAUCGCAGUCAUUGGCGUCUUCUGCAUCGGGAUCAUAGUGUGUCUAAUCACCAUGCUAAGAUUGGAUAGCAUAAUCACAGUUGCAAGAACCUCGGAUGUGACACGUGACAAUGUUCGGGUGGCUGUGUGGAGCAACGCCGAGCUUACGACGGCUAUUUUCUGCGCCACCCUGAGCGGCAUCAAGCCAUUUGUCCAGUGGGUCUCCACACGGAAGUCACUCUCUCGGCAAUCCUACAGCUUCAAGCUCCCCGGCAACUCGGGGAACCGCCGGGCCUCGGAAAUGACACCGCAGGCCACGGCGCAGAACCUCGGCUCCGAGCCGAGCAGUAGCAAUUUGGUAAAUGAAAAUGCCGACCGGGACGCUACAGAAUCCGAAAUUGAACUCAGCUCGAGCGCCGUGUGA